AUGCAAAAGGAUCUGGGUAUGAGUGAUCCUCAGUGGUCCGCCGGAAUUUCUAGGUUCUAUGUCGGUUACAGUAUCUCUCAAAUACCUGCCAAUGUUAUCAUCGCCAAAGAAAGCCCUCGUCUUCUUCUCCCUCUUUGCAUGCUCGCCUGGUCUAUAGUCACCAUAUGCAUGCCUGCCGUGACAGCGCCCUGGGCAUUUAUUUUUUGCCGUUUUCUUAUUGGUCUUGUUGAGGGGCCUUUCGUUCCUGCUGUCUCGUUGAUGACUUCAUCCUGGUAUACGAAGCACGAGUCUCCUCUUCGGAUGAGUAUAUGGCACGCUGGUAACACUAUCUCACAGGCGCUGUCGGGUCUUCUCGCAGCUGGAAUCCUUUCCAAUAUGGAGGGAGUGGGGAAUAUUAGGGCGUGGAAAUGGUUUCUUCUUCUCGAAGGCAUGGCCAGUAUAAUCGUUGCUGUCGUAAGCUUCUGGUUUAUUCCAAAUUUCCCCGAUUCGACAGGUUCAUACUUCAUUACCGAGGAAGAGUCUGCCAUGGCUCAGCAUCGGCAAUCGGUUUCUGCUGGUGGGCUAUCUGAGGAUGAUUCAGGCGGCCACUGGGAUGGAUUCUGGAAAGCCAUGAAGGACCCUUUUUCGCAUCUCUUUGCGGGUAUUCACUUUUCCUUGAUUAUUGCGCAGUCGUAUAAAGACUUUUUUCCUUCGAUCGUGAAAACUCUUGGAUUUAGCAAUAACAUCACAUACCUCAUUCAAGCACCCCCACCGGCCAUCGCAUUUUUACACGGCUACCACAUCAUCGGACCUAUUUUAGCGACUCUCGUUGGCGCUGUGGUGAUGAUCACAACCCUCAACGUGGGUGCUCGCUACUUUGCUAUGUCCUCUCCUUGUGGUGGGUCCGUCCAAAUUUCGUGGGAAACAACUGUCGUUCCUCGCCCUCGCACUAAGCGUGCUGCUCUCGUUGCUUAUGCCAAUUGUGUCUCUUCCGUGUCUCAUUGGUUCACUCCAUACUUCUUCCUAACCAACCAAGAGCCUUAUUACCAGACUGGCGGAGGUGCUACUAUUGCCGGCUGUGGUCUGACUACUAUUUUUGUUCUCAUGACCAAAUGCUAUUGUUCUAAGAAAAACAAAGGUCUGAAGGCAAGGCAGCUGAAGACGCUGCUGGUGAGCCUGAAGGAUGGAGAUAUGCUAGUUAGUAUUAGCAAGAGACCUGAUCGGACCUCGGGGCCGAAUACUAGUAGCAGUAUGCGCUAA
This is a messenger RNA of Penicillium cosmopolitanum, 1239 nucleotides long. Its product is annotated as major facilitator superfamily transporter. Gene Ontology annotation, cellular component: membrane. The transcript has 5 exons. Gene Ontology annotation, biological process: transmembrane transport. Gene Ontology annotation, molecular function: transmembrane transporter activity. Bases 1 to 1239 code for a protein of 412 amino acids. The record is from RefSeq and is a predicted model, not a curated record. NCBI's taxonomy places the organism in Eukaryota, Fungi, Ascomycota, Eurotiomycetes, Eurotiales, Aspergillaceae.